AUGAUUGCAGAAAACGAACCCGAGAUCCACCCGGCUUCAGGCGCGACGCUACUCCCACGACCAGUGGCAUCGCUGAUCUCACUAAUCACCCAGUCAACCUCCCUAUCCUUACGACUGGGAACAUUCUUCGGCGGGGCUGCCCUAGAUGGCGCGCGAGCCACUACUCUCACUAGCCUAGAGCUAAGCCGAGCCCUGGUGGAGGGGAUCCUAACGAGAGCAGGACGCGACGUCGCGAUCCGUAGUGGGGAUGAACAUGGCAGAACAGAGGCCGAAUCUCUGCUUGAGCGGAGUUUGGCAACCCUGCACUCGACUGUGACCUCGGCUUCGUUUUUCGCGGCCGCGACUUUCCACUUCUCGUCAACGACAUUGGCUUCCGUUGCCAAUCUCUCGCAGGCUCUUUUGUCUACGUUGGACGCCAUUCUUGGAUCUACCGAGUCGUCGAGGGCUAUUGCAGCUAUUAUCACGCUUAUCAGACGCGAGUUUAGAUCCGUGGAACCUGGUGCGAGUACUGAGAAGAUUGGUGUUGGUGAUCUACUAGUCGGGUCUCUGGGCUUUGCACUGCUACAGCGAUGGGGCAAGAAGAACACCGAACGACAUCUGCACCAGAAUGGCGGAGAUGAGAUUGUCUGGGAUGUUGUCAUCCUGGACAACGGUGCACGAGCAGACGUGAUCGGGUCCCAUGAACUACAGUUCGCCAACCCCAAGAAUGAGGAGCUGGUGCGGCCUGGUAAUGCUUCAUUUGUGGUGCCGCAGAAGGGCGAAGAAGCCUUCGAUGCAGUUCGACGAUCAAGCAUGACUGAACCGUUUAACGGAUCUCGUCUCUCGAUUCCUUUGGAUGGUCAGCAGCAGGUAUCUGAUGAGGACAUCCGCGCUUAUAUCAUGAGCCAGCUUCCUCAGGGCUGCCAUGCAUCCAUCAAAUCGGAAGUCCUCACGGCGCGAACUAUCACCGUCGAUAUCUACGAUGACGAUAUGGCAGAGAUUGCAGCACCGCCUGGAACAAAAAUGGUCGAGGAACGAUUUCAUCAUGACAGUGAUUAUGAAAACAACGUGACAGACGGACAGCGACGCUGCCCAAGGCAUACAGUGGUAUUUAGGACUGCUUUCAACAAAUCCCAAAGCACCCAACUGCGUCGUAACAGUUCUACUGACGUCCUACCUGAGCCCGACCAUCUCAAACGAUCGCCAGGAAAAGCAUUACCUAGUGUUCCGGUGGGAUCACAGCAUGACCGGUCGCACUCACAUCCUGAUAUCACAAAUGGGGGCUUCAAGCACCAUGUGACGACUCCUGACUCGCCGAGCGAAACACCCAAAUCCGCAACGGGCAGAGGAUCAUUCAGCAAAUUUGCACAGAAGGUCAAGCCGCCUGGUUUUGAGAAAAGUGACGCCAAGCGUCCAACAAAGAAGCCAUUUAUAAAGUCGCCCACUUCUUCCACACUCCCUCUUCCUCGUCUGCCUCCUAGGCCGGUAAAAGGAACUGCAUCUGUAAAGGAGGCGACUGCACGCGAAAUUUCUACCAGACCCGAUCUCAAGAAGAGACAAGCAGAGCCUAUAGACUAUCGACCGACAACACCUGUCCCGAAUCGAGGCUUACGAAGGUCGCCAUUCCCCAACUCUCCCCAGAGACAAUCACCGCAGCAAGCAAAACGCGCUCCAUCACACAAUGCACAUAACCAAAGAGCUCCACGCGGGCAUUAUGCAGUGCGCGAGAAGAGUCAGGAAUCUCUCCUCACUCAAACAGACGCUUUCUUCUCGCGUCGGACUUCGGAUAUGCGGCCUGGCUCACCUGCAAUGUCUCGGACUCAUGUUCGCAGUAGCAGCUCCUUGUCCGUGAGUAGGUCUGAGACUGACGGAAUGGUGUCUGCAAAUGACAACCGACCCAGUUCGUCAACUCUGCAUCACAGAUCCCACUCAUACACUCCCAGUCUAUAUUCACUGGCGACUGCCGGUUCUGAGACAUCGCUCGUACUUGCACAUCGGCCUCGCAAAAGUGCCUACGAGGAUAUGGAAACCAUCCAGGCGCUCAAUCGCGAUGGCCUUGUCCCGGGAAUUUUCCCUGAGAGACAUUUUGUCCAGAACAUCCGCCGGUUUUGUCGUUUCUCGUCCGCCUCUUAUGGCUCCAAUGCCCUCAAAGUCAUGGGCGUGCCAAGAGGCACAAAGACUCUGCCACCAGCCAGGUCAGACACUCACGAGCACAGCGCAUUCUCGGAUCACGCCGGCCUCCCUCCCUCUACAAUCCUCCUUUCUUCCUUCGUCGAUCCGGCCGGUGGCUCCAACGCAGCCGGCGAGACGGAAACAGGAUUUCCACUCGUCCACUACCUCUCCAUUGACCAUGACUCCAAAGCGGUGGUCCUAACUCUCCGAGGGACAUGGGGCUUCGAGGACAUCCUAACAGACAUGACCUGCGACUUCGACGACCUCGAAUGGCAAGGCAAAAGCUGGAAAGUACACAAAGGCAUGCACGCCUCGGCCAAACGUCUCCUCGAAGGCGGCGGCGGCCGAGUAAUGAUCACCCUCCGCGCAGCCCUAGAAGAAUUUGAAGACUACGGCGUAGUCCUAUGCGGCCACUCCCUCGGCGGCGGCGUCGCAGCCCUCCUAGCAACAAUGAUUUCCGAACCAAACCCCUCCCCACUCGGCACCUCCUUCGUAACAGCUUCCUACCAACCAACUCCGCGACCCCCGCUCCUUACAGCAUCAACCAACACCCCAUCGUCCCUUCCACCAACCUCCCCCUCCCCAUCCCAACCGGCCGCCCAAUCCACGUCUACGCCUACGGCCCGCCAGCCGUAA
Messenger RNA from Penicillium canescens, 2787 nucleotides. Its product is annotated as lipase family protein. The transcript has 2 exons. Lineage: Eukaryota; Fungi; Ascomycota; Eurotiomycetes; Eurotiales; Aspergillaceae. Gene Ontology annotation, biological process: lipid metabolic process. The record is from RefSeq and is a predicted model, not a curated record. Bases 1 to 2787 code for a protein of 928 amino acids.